AUGGAAAAUGAUGAAAGUGCAUUAAGGAGGAAAUUAGAAAUGGUCUGUGGUGUUCCCCUAUUCUGGAGUAUUGUUGAAGAAUGGGCCCAGGUGGAAUCAUUCCAAGCGAGGCCAGAUGACCUUCUCAUUUCCACCUACCCGAAAUCAGGCACAACCUGGAUCAGUGAAAUUGUGGACAUGAUCUAUAACAACGGUGAUGCUGAGAAGUGUAAACGGGAUGCGAUUUACGUUCGGGUCCCUUUCAUGGAGCUGAUCAUCCCAGGAAUUUCAAAUGGUGUCGCACAGCUGGCUAAAAUGCCCUCUCCCCGAUUAGUAAAGACCCAUCUUCCUGUUCAACUCCUUCCUGACUCCUUCUGGGAAAACAACUGCAAGGUAGCUGCUGAGCACAGUGAUGACGCCCAUCAAAAACAUAACAAUGGAAAAUCAACUAGCAGUUGUCUCGUCUUCUUUCCAGGCACUACAUGGAUGAGUGAAAUUGUGGACAUGAUUCUGAACGAUGGAGAUCCUGACAAAUGCAAGAGGGAUGCAAUUUUCAACAAAGUGCCCAUGUUGGAAUUUGCUGCCCCUGGAAAGAUGCCACCAGGUACAGAGAAACUGGCCGAGAAGUCAUCUCCUCGUUUAGUGAAAACCCACCUCCCAGUCCAGCUCCUUCCAAUGUCCUUCUGGGAAAAUGGCUGCAAGAUGAUCUAUGUUGCCCGAAAUGCCAAAGAUGUAGCUGUCUCCUUCUACCAUUUUGACCUGAUGAACAAGCUGCAUCCAGACCCCGGCUGGGGAUCACUAGCUAAGGGUUUAGUUGCGUAUGGUUCCUGGUAUGACCAUGUGAAAGGCUGGUGGGAGAAGAGAAAGGACCAUCCCAUUUUAUACCUGUUCUAUGAGGACAUGAAAGAGGAUCCAAAGCGUGAAAUUCGCAAGGUGAUGCAUUUCCUGGGGAAGGAUCUGAAGGAAGAGGUUCUGGACAGGAUCGUCUAUCACACUUCAUUUGAAAUGAUGAAAGAGAAUCCCACCACAAAUUAUAAGAUGACCCCAAAUGAUGUUAUGGAUCAAAGCAUCUCCCCUUUCAUGCGUAAAGGGAUUGCUGGGGACUGGAAGAAUCACUUUACUGUGGCCCAGAAUGAGACAUUCAAUGAAGAUUACGAGAGGAAAAUGGCUGGGACCAACCUGCAGUUCCGAACAGAGAUCUGAAGGAGCCUGGCAUCUUAGUGCUGUAGUUCUAAUUCACGGUUCUCUGUCGUUUCUGUUGAGAAUAGCUUUCCCCCCCACCUCCUUUCUUCAACUAGAAGUAGUACACUGAGAAGUGUCUGUGCCCUGGUGAUGGUCAGACACUUGAACCUGGAGUCUUGGGCCAUCUAGACCAUGGUGCAGUUACACUCCAGAGCAGAGGAAUUGUGGAAUCGACCUCACAAAGUCGAAUUUGUGUGUCCACACUAAGGACACUAAUUCGACUUUGUGAGUCCACACUAACGGGGCAAGCGUCGACACUGGAAGCGGUGCACUGUGGGA
Mauremys mutica (yellowpond turtle) is the source of this 1500-nucleotide messenger RNA. Its product is annotated as sulfotransferase 1 family member D1-like. Gene Ontology annotation, cellular component: cytoplasm. The coding region runs from base 1 to 1182 and encodes 393 amino acids. The record is from RefSeq and is a predicted model, not a curated record. Gene Ontology annotation, molecular function: sulfotransferase activity. Gene Ontology annotation, biological process: sulfation. The transcript is spliced from 11 exons. NCBI's taxonomy places the organism in Eukaryota, Metazoa, Chordata, Testudines, Geoemydidae.